AUGAAAGUCGGCUUAAUGAACUUUCCACCACUCCCAACUGAUGCACCUAUUGAUGCCGCAAAGAAUGAAAUACAAAAAUCCAUUCACCUGUCGAACUUUACAGAGGCUGAGAUCGCAGAAGCAAUAGCAGAGAAGGGCCAAGGAUGGAAAAUGCUACCUGUUCUCCAAACUUCCAAAUCUUGCCCAAAAAGCCAAUGUUAGUUCUGCUAGCAGCGUAUGUAUGUGUUCAUAUUGCAAGUCUCUCGUUGGAGAUCAUGUAGCCAGUAUGAUGUGCGAGAAAGAGGUACGAAAGGUAUUACAUAUUGAUGAUACUAGUACCCUGUAAGUUUGACAACCCACCUAACAAUUUGAAAGCCAACUGAUAUAUCUACUAUACCAGUCUGCAGCAUCUCCCCUCCGAAACUGUUACUAUUAUUUUUGGCCCCAAUCAAACACAAAUUGAAUUGUCACAAAGCACUACUUCGCUACCACUCAGGUUUUUUCGAUGCCUAUUUUCAGUGGAACAAUGAACGCAAGAUCAUUUUGGAGGUGGAGGAGGUUCUCGAGGUUUCCGCCUUUGUUACUUGGUGCUAUACAGGCCAGAUUGAUAUCAACAAAUUAGGGAUUUCUCCAGCAUCUCUUUGGCUCUUUGGAGACAGAAUUCGAAGCCAGCAAUUUAUGAAUGAGGCAAUUUACGCGCUCUUCUGGUAUAUGAGACAUAACAUUCUCCUGGUCGAGGACACAAUGGUUAUCUACUCGAAAACAGCACCGGAAUCCAAAUUGCGACUUUUCCUCAAAGGUAUGAUUGCUUCAUCGGGCAUUUUGUCUGCUUCAGAACGGGGUUACCCUAGUAUGGAGGCAAAAUGGAAGAAGAUGAUAGAGGCUGAUAGUCAGGAGGUGAUCGAUAUACUGGCAGAGGUGGUUAUGGAGGGUGGAAAUCUCUAUAAGAAGGAGGAAAUGAGUAGGCAACCAUUUUAUCACAAAAACCACUGGAAGUACUUGGAGAAGAUAGAGACGAGAUCUUUGGAGGAUAUCGCGAACAAAGUACCGGGACCACAGGCUCAUAGAGGUUAG
Messenger RNA from Hymenoscyphus albidus, 1053 nucleotides. The record is from the annotation of a GenBank genome assembly. Lineage: Eukaryota; Fungi; Ascomycota; Leotiomycetes; Helotiales; Helotiaceae.